Aspergillus homomorphus CBS 101889 is the source of this 5994-nucleotide messenger RNA. Its product is annotated as 1,3-beta-glucan synthase. Lineage: Eukaryota; Fungi; Ascomycota; Eurotiomycetes; Eurotiales; Aspergillaceae. Gene Ontology annotation, molecular function: 1,3-beta-D-glucan synthase activity. The transcript has 3 exons. Gene Ontology annotation, biological process: fungal-type cell wall polysaccharide biosynthetic process; (1->3)-beta-D-glucan biosynthetic process. Gene Ontology annotation, cellular component: plasma membrane; 1,3-beta-D-glucan synthase complex. The record is from RefSeq and is a predicted model, not a curated record. Bases 182 to 5905 code for a protein of 1907 amino acids.
GCUCUCGGUUUUGGUGUACUCGACGUGUUUCGACACCCUUUUCGAUCUUUAAAGCGAACGGAUCAUAGCGGAAAUUCGACUGCCUGUUAUAUGCUCCAGCCAUCGGGAUUACUUUCAGUUAAUUUUUAAUGGGUCAUUGUUCAUAAUCUUUUCGAAGACUCUGUGAUUGUGGCACGUCAAAAUGUCCGGUUAUCCCGCAGGAGGCCACUACGAGGAGGGCUACGGCCACCACCAGGAACAUGGUGACUCCUACUACCAAGACGAACAUGGCCAGGCUUAUUAUGAUCAUGAAAAUUAUGGCGAUAGUUACUAUGAUAGAGGUAAUAGCAACUAUUAUAAUGCCGAGGGAGGUCAAGGAUAUCAACAGGAAGGCGGUUACUAUGAUGCUGGCCACCAAGACGACUACUACGGUGACCAGUACUAUGACCAAGGAAAUAAUGGUGGCAGGGGAAGACGUCGUGGCGACUCCGAAGAAGACUCCGAAACGUUCAGCGACUUCACCAUGAGAUCCGAGACUGCCCGGGCCGCCGAUAUGGAUUACUACGGCCGGGGGGAUGAGCGUUAUAACAGUUACGCCGACAGCCAGUACGGUGGUCGCGGCGGAUAUGGCGGUUAUCGCCCCCCAUCCUCCCAGGUCUCCUAUGGUGCCAAUCGAUCCUCCGGAGCCUCCACCCCCGUGUACGGCAUGGACUACGGCGGUGCUCUGCCUGCCGGCCAGCGCUCGCGGGAGCCCUUCCCGGCCUGGGCCUCGGAUGGGCAGGUGCCCGUCUCCAAGGAGGAAAUCGAGGAUAUCUUUAUCGACCUGGUCAACAAGUUCGGUUUCCAGCGGGACAGCAUGCGUAACAUGUACGACCACUUGAUGACACAGCUGGACUCCCGAGCUUCUCGUAUGACCCCCAACCAGGCUCUUCUGUCGCUCCACGCCGACUACAUUGGUGGUGACAAUGCAAACUACCGUCGCUGGUACUUUGCCGCUCACUUGGAUCUGGAUGACGCCGUUGGAUUUGCAAACAUGAAGCUCGGAAAGGCGGAUCGUAAGACGAGAAAAGCCCGUGCCGCGGCCAAGAAGGCUGCCCAGCAGAACCCCGAGAAUGUCGAAGAGAACCUCGAGGCUCUGGAGGGAGAUAACAGUCUCGAAGCUGCCGAAUAUCGGUGGAAGACGCGGAUGAACCGCAUGUCUCAGCACGACAGAGUGCGCCAAAUCGCACUUUACCUGCUGUGCUGGGGUGAAGCCAACCAGGUCCGUUUCUUGCCGGAAUGUAUCUGCUUUAUUUUCAAGUGCGCAGACGACUACUACAGCUCUCCCGAGUGCCAGAACCGGGUCGAGCCGGUAGAGGAGCUCACUUACCUCAAUGAGAUCAUCACGCCGCUGUACCAAUUCUGCCGUGAUCAAGGUUACGAGAUCUCCGAUGGCAAGUACGUUCGUCGCGAGCGCGAUCACGACAAGAUCAUUGGUUACGAUGAUAUGAACCAGCUGUUCUGGUACCCCGAGGGUAUCGAGCGUAUCUCUUUCGAGGAUAAGACUCGUCUGGUAGACGUUCCGCCCGCGGAGAGAUGGACCAAGUUGAAGGACGUGGACUGGAAGAAGGCCUUCUUCAAGACCUACCGCGAGACUCGUUCGUGGUUCCACUUGAUCACCAACUUCAACCGUAUCUGGGUCAUCCAUCUUGGUGCUUUCUGGUUCUUCACUGCUUACAACUCCCCGACUCUUUACACCCACAACUACCAACAACAGCUGAACAACAAGCCACCAGGCUCUUUUCAAUGGUCUUCUGUUGCUUUCGGUGGUGCCCUGGUCUCAUUCAUCCAAAUCAUGGCUACUAUCUGUGAAUGGCUGUAUGUUCCUCGCCGUUGGGCUGGCGCGCAGCAUCUCACCAAGCGUUUGUUCUUCCUCCUGGCUGUCUUCAUCGUCAAUCUCGCCCCCGGUGUUGUUGUCUUCGGAUUCAAGAAUACAAUUGGGGAGACCAUUGCUCUUGUCAUUGGUAUCGUCCAUUUCUUCAUCGCAUUGGCAACCUUCUUUUUCUUCUCCGUCAUGCCGCUUGGCGGUCUCUUCGGCAGUUACUUGAAGAAGCACGGACGUCAAUACGUUGCCAGUCAGACUUUCACUGCCAGUUUCCCCCGGCUCAGCGGUAAUGACAUGUGGAUGUCUUACGGUCUGUGGAUUUGCGUUUUCGGUGCCAAGCUGGUCGAAUCCUACUUCUUCCUGACCCUGUCACUGAAGGAUCCUAUUCGCAUUCUGUCUCCCAUGCGCAUCCACCAAUGUACUGGUGUCACUUACAUUCCGAACGUCCUCUGUCACGUUCAGCCUCAGAUUCUCCUCGGUCUAAUGUUCUUCAUGGACUUGACCCUCUUCUUCCUGGAUAGUUACCUGUGGUAUGUCAUCUGUAACACGAUCUUCUCUGUUGCCAGGUCUUUCUACCUUGGUGUCUCGAUCUGGUCGCCCUGGAGAAACGUGUUCUCUCGUCUGCCCAAGCGUAUCUACUCGAAGGUGCUUGCAACUACCGACAUGGAAAUCAAGUACAAGCCAAAGGUUCUCAUUUCCCAGGUGUGGAACGCCAUCAUCAUCUCCAUGUACAGAGAGCAUCUUCUGGCCAUUGAUCACGUCCAGAAGCUUCUCUACCACCAGGUCCCCUCCGAGGUUGAAGGCAAACGCACUCUUCGUGCCCCUACUUUCUUCGUCUCCCAGGAAGAUCAGUCUUUCAAGACCGAAUUCUUCCCUGCUGGUAGCGAGGCUGAACGCCGUAUCUCCUUCUUCGCCCAGUCUCUGUCCACGCCCAUGCCGGAGCCUCUCCCCGUUGACAACAUGCCCACCUUCACUGUUCUCAUUCCUCACUACGGUGAGAAGAUUCUGUUGUCUCUCCGUGAAAUUAUCCGUGAAGAUGAGCCUUACUCUCGUGUCACUCUGCUCGAGUACCUCAAGCAACUCCACCCCCACGAGUGGGAUUGUUUCGUCAAGGAUACCAAGAUCCUGGCUGAUGAGACUUCGCAAUUCAACGGUGACCAAGAGAAGAGCGAGAAGGAUGCUCAGAAGAGCAAGAUCGAUGAUCUUCCCUUCUACUGCAUUGGUUUCAAAUCCGCCGCCCCCGAGUACACUCUCCGUACCCGUAUCUGGUCCUCGCUCCGCUCUCAGACUCUGUACAGAACCAUCUCUGGUUUCAUGAACUUCAGCCGCGCCAUCAAGCUCCUGUAUCGUGUUGAAAACCCCGAAGUGGUCCAGAUGUUCGGUGGUAACUCCGAGAAGCUUGAGCGUGAGCUCGAGCGGAUGGCCCGCCGCAAGUUCAAGAUCUGUGUCUCCAUGCAGCGUUAUGCCAAGUUCAACAAGGAAGAGCGCGAAAACACCGAGUUCCUUCUGCGUGCCUACCCUGAUCUUCAGAUUGCUUACCUCGACGAGGAGCCUCCCACCGAGGAGGGCGAAGAGCCUCGCCUGUAUUCUGCCCUGAUCGACGGACACUGUGAGCUUCUCGACAACGGAAUGCGCAAGCCUAAGUUCAGGAUUCAGCUCUCUGGUAACCCAAUUCUCGGUGACGGAAAGUCCGACAACCAGAAUCACUCCAUCAUCUUCUACCGCGGUGAAUACAUCCAGGUCAUUGACGCUAACCAGGACAACUACCUGGAAGAGUGCUUGAAGAUUCGCAGUGUCCUUGCUGAAUUUGAGGAGCUGACCACCGACAACGUUUCCCCUUACACCCCUGGUGUUCCCUCUGCUAACACGACUCCGGUUGCCAUCCUCGGUGCCCGUGAAUACAUUUUCUCCGAGAGCGUGGGUGUCCUCGGUGACGUCGCUGCCAGUAAGGAACAGACAUUCGGUACUUUGUUCGCCCGUACUCUUGCCCAGAUUGGCGGAAAGCUGCACUAUGGUCACCCUGAUUUCUUGAACGGUAUUUUCAUGACUACUCGUGGUGGUAUCUCUAAGGCUCAGAAGGGUCUGCACCUGAACGAGGAUAUUUACGCUGGUAUGACCGUCUUGCUCCGUGGUGGACGCAUCAAGCACUGUGAAUACUUCCAGUGUGGUAAGGGUCGUGAUCUUGGUUUUGGCUCCAUUCUGAACUUCACCACCAAGAUCGGUACUGGUAUGGGUGAGCAGAUGCUGUCCAGAGAAUACUACUAUCUCGGAACCCAGCUGCCCCUCGAUCGCUUUCUGUCUUUCUACUAUGCUCACCCUGGUUUCCACAUCAACAACAUGUUCAUCAUGCUGUCUGUGCAGAUGUUCAUGAUUGUCCUCGUCAACCUGGGUGCCCUGAGACAUGAGACGAUCACCUGCAGAUACGACUCCAACUUGCCGAUUACCGAUCCUCUCCGCCCCACGUACUGUGCCGACCUGACGCCCAUCGUGAACUGGGUCAACCGCUGCGUUAUUUCCAUCUUCAUCGUCUUCUUCAUCUCCUUCGUUCCUUUGGCUGUUCAAGAACUGACUGAGAGAGGUGUGUGGCGUAUGGCGACCCGUCUGGCCAAGCACUUCGGUUCCUUCUCUUUCAUGUUCGAGGUGUUCGUCUGUCAAAUUUAUGCCAACGCUGUCCACCAGAACCUUUCCUUCGGUGGUGCUCGUUAUAUCGGUACCGGCCGUGGUUUUGCAACGGCUCGUAUCCCCUUCGGUGUGCUCUACUCGCGUUUCGCCGGUCCUUCCAUCUACGCCGGUUCUCGUCAACUUCUGAUGCUUCUUUUUGCCACCUCCACCGUUUGGACGGCGUCCCUGAUCUGGUUCUGGGUUUCACUGUUGGCCUUGGUCAUCUCGCCCUUCUUGUUCAACCCUCACCAGUUCGCCUGGCACGAUUUCUUCAUCGACUACCGUGACUACAUCCGUUGGCUCUCUCGUGGUAACUCCCGCUCGCACGCUUCCUCCUGGAUCGCCUUCUGCCGCUUGUCUCGUACGCGUAUCACCGGUUACAAGCGCAAGCUGUUGGGUGUUCCCUCGGAGAAGGGUUCCGGUGACGUUCCCAGAGCUCGCAUCUCGAACAUUUUCUUCAGUGAAAUCAUCGCUCCCCUGGUCGUCGUUGGUGUUACCCUGGUUCCUUACCUGUACAUCAACUCCAGGACCGGUAUCUCCAACGACAACAAGCACGCCUCUAACGCCAUUAUCCGUAUUGCCAUCGUUGCCUUCGGUCCGGUUGGUAUCAACGCCGGUGUUGCGGGUAUGUUCUUUGGCAUGGCUUGUUGUAUGGGUCCGCUCUUGGGCAUGUGCUGCAAGAAGUUCGGUGCUGUCUUGGCUGCUAUUGCCCACGCUAUCGCUGUCAUUGUUCUUCUGGCCAUUUUCGAGGUCAUGUUCUUCCUCGAGGGUUGGUCUUGGCCCAGAUGUGUCAUGGGAAUGAUUGCCAUGGCCGCCAUCCAACGGUUCUUCUACAAGCUCGUCAUCGCCCUUGCCCUCACAAGAGAAUUCAAGAAUGACCAGUCCAACAUCGCCUGGUGGACCGGUAAGUGGUACAGCAUGGGAUGGCACACUCUGUCCCAGCCUGGUCGUGAAUUCUUGUGUAAGAUCACCGAAUUGGGCUACUUCUCCGCCGAUUUCGUCCUGGGCCACAUCCUUUUGUUCGUCAUGUUGCCUGCGCUCUGCAUGCCUUACGUUGACAAGUUCCACUCGGUCAUUCUCUUCUGGCUGCGCCCUAGUCGCCAGAUUCGUCCUCCCAUCUAUUCCCUGAAGCAGUCCAAGCUUCGCAAGCGGAGAGUCGUUCGUUUUGCCAUCUUGUAUUUCACGAUGCUGGUUAUCUUCCUCAUUCUCCUCAUUGCCCCUCUUGUCGCUCGUAACCAGAACAUCAACUUGGGUUCGGCACUUCCCAUGAACCUCAUGCAGCCCAUCGACAAGGACAACAACGACACGAUUGCCAGUUAUACCGGACGGGGUCUUCCUGUUGGGUUCUCUGGCUGGACUCCCACCAACCCGGCGGCUACCAGCACUGGUUCGAGCUCGUGAGGUGUCUGAUGCCACAUCGAUUCUCAUUUUAUUUUCUUCUCUACCUUCUCUCAUUUUUGCGAAAAUGGAACAUGGAAACGAGCUGUAUA